Alternaria postmessia is the source of this 405-nucleotide messenger RNA. RefSeq lists its product as uncharacterized. Bases 1 to 405 code for a protein of 134 amino acids. NCBI's taxonomy places the organism in Eukaryota, Fungi, Ascomycota, Dothideomycetes, Pleosporales, Pleosporaceae. The transcript is spliced from 2 exons. The record is from RefSeq and is a predicted model, not a curated record.
AUGAAGCUUCAGCACCUUGUCCCCGCCGUGUUCUUCUCAGCCUCGGCUCUAGCGGCAACGUUCAACGGCUUCUCUGACACCGCCUGCCAGCGCUACGACGGCACAUACAUUCCCGUCACAGCAGCUCAACUCCAAGAUCUCGUCGUCCAGGAAUGGGCAACUACGGAUGCGGUUCCAGAAGCAUCGCGCUUCUUGACUACGCCUGAUGACAAGAAGAAGUGCCCUUCCAACGAAGAUGAUACAUAUAAAUGGAUCCAGAUUCCACAAUGGGAGCAAGGCAGCCAGUUUCCCGCAGGAAACGGUGGCGCGGUUGCAGUGGUCUACUACAAGGAUACAGACACCUAUAGCCUCUGCAGGUACCUUGCUGCUGCUCAGCAAGAUGGAUAUGCAGGCAUGUGCAGAUAG